AUGGCACCGUCCAGAGCCAAUGGUGUUCAUGAGGCGGCGCAGAAAAGAAGUUGGACAGUGAAUUAUGAUACGACGAAACGACACAAGCUCUUUACACAACCACCGAGUAACAAGACAGCAUACCCGAACCUCGCCGAAACCAUUCGACCACACGUCGAUUCUUUCAACACAGUCUUUGCUCCGGAUGGACAACUACAACAUGCUCUCAAGGACAUUGGAACCAAAACAUUUCUCGAUGGCGAUGCUUCCACACUUUCUGACGGCGAGCCGAGAAAUCGACUGGAAGUUCGGGUGAAGGAGGUCUUCCUGGACAAAAGCAAGGUACCACCAAGCAACAAGACCGAAGGCAAGCGGGAGAUCCUACCAGUGGAGUGUCGCGAACGACAUGUAACCUACAAAGGAAGAUUUCAAGGCCGGGUCGCAUAUCGUAUCAACAAUGGCGACUGGAAAGAGACGGUGCGAGAGUUCGGGUACAUCCCAAUCAUGCUUCGGUCGAAUCGAUGUCAUCUGGAAGGCUUGUCGCCGAAGGACUUGGUGAACAGCAGAGAAGAGACGGAAGAGCUGGGAGGGUACUUCAUCGUCAACGGCAUCGAGAAGCUGAUCCGAAUGCUGAUCGUCAACCGACGGAACUUUCCCAUGGCUAUUAUCCGACCAUCUUUCGAGAACAGAGGGCCCACGUACACGAAAUGGGGCAUACAGAUACGAUCCGUGCGGCCUGACCAGACUUCGCAGACGAAUGUGUUGCAUUAUCUCAGCGACGGCAAUGUGACCUUUCGAUUCUCGUGGCGGAAGAACGAGUAUCUUGUCCCCGUGGUCAUGAUCCUGAAGGCUUUGGCUGAGACGACCGAUCGCCAGAUUUUUGAGGGUAUCGUUGGUCCGGCUGGCAGUACGGGACUCGAGGCCAAGCAAUUCGUUACGGAUCGAGUGGAGCUUUUGCUGCGGACGUACAAAGCUUACAGUCUACACAAUCGAUCACAAACAAGGGAAUUCUUGGGUUCGAAGUUCAGGAUAGUGCUUGCGGUGCCGGACGACAUGAGCGAUGAGGAUGCUGGGACGGAGUUCUUACGCAAAGUUGUAUUGCCUCAUCUUGGAUGCUACGAUGUGACCGAUGCCAACGACGAGGACAAAUUUCGCAUUCUACUAUUUAUGAUUCGGAAAUUGUAUGCUUUGGUAGAAGGCGAAUGUGCGGUCGAUAACCCGGAUGCUGUUUCGAGUCAGGAGAUUUUACUUCCGGGAGCACUGUAUGGCAUGAUCAUCAAGGAGCGAAUAGAAGAGUGGAUGACGAGUAUUGGUCUUGCAUUACGAGAUUGGGGUCGAAGUAACCGCUAUCCAUCGUUUGCCAGCAAGGAAUUCGAGCGCGACUUUCUUACCAAGAUUGUACGAAAGACGAAUGAGAAUCUUGGUCAAGCACUGGACUAUUUCCUGGCCACUGGCAAUCUUGUGAGUCCUACUGGUCUAGAUUUGCAGCAAGUCUCUGGAUACACUGUGGUAGCUGAGAAGAUUAACUUCUAUCGCUUCAUCAGUCAUUUCCGGAUGGUGCAUCGAGGUAGUUUCUUCGCCGAGCUUAAGACGACUACUGUGCGAAAGCUCCUUCCUGAAAGCUGGGGCUUUUUAUGUCCUGUUCAUACACCGGAUGGAUCGCCUUGUGGGUUGCUGAACCACCUCGCACAUAAAUGUAAGGUUGCCACGCAUAGCUCUGAUGUUUCCAACCUGCCACACCUCGUCGCGCAGCUCGGCACAGUGCCAUCAUCCGCCGCCACUCUGGCGGAAAGUGUCGUCGUACAGCUCGAUGGACGAAUACUCGGCUUCUGCACACCAAAACAAGCAAAAGUCAUCGGCGACACACUUCGGUACUGGAAAGUAGAAGGCACACAUGACCUACCCACGGAUCUAGAGAUCGGCUACAUUCCUUCGUCCAACGGUGGUCAAUAUCCUGGUAUCUACAUGUUCUCGACGCCUGCACGCAUGAUGCGGCCGGUGAGCUAUCUUCCUCUGGACAAGACUGAUUAUGUUGGACCCCUUGAGCAGCCGUAUAUGUCUAUUGCUUGUACGGAGCCGGAGAUUGCAUCUGGUGAUUCGACGCAUGUCGAGGAGGAUCCGACGAAUAUUCUUUCGAUCGUGGCGAAUCAGACACCUUUCCCUGAUUUCAACCAGUCGCCGAGAAAUCAAUAUCAAUGUCAGAUGGGCAAACAGACAAUGGGUACGCCUGGCACGGCUCUGAAAUACCGCACAGACAACAAGUCGUAUCGACUCCAGACUGGCCAAACUCCUGUCGUACGACCACCCCUGCACAACGAAUAUGGACUCGACAACUUCCCGAACGGCACCAACGCUGUCGUCGCCGUGAUAUCCUAUACUGGUUACGACAUGGACGACGCCAUGAUAUUGAAUAAGUCCUCUCACGAACGGGGAUUUGGAUACGGCACGAUCUACAAGACCAAGAAGGUCGAUCUAUCGGAAGAAAGCAAGUCGACUCGAGGUCGAAGUAAAGCUGUUACACACAUGUUCGGCUUCGCGCCCGAAAGCACGAUCAAAGCUUUCUGGCGAAAUACACUAGAAGAGGAUGGCUUAUGUGCAAUCGGCACCAAAGUCAAGGAUGGCGACAUCAUUGCUGCCUCGCAUACCGUGACGUGGGAUCCAGCUGCAGAUUGUUACGUCAAUCGCGACGGCGUCACGCAUUUACAUCGCUACAAGGAUCCCGAAGAAGCGUACGUGGAGGAGAUCAAACUUAUCGGGAAUGACUCUGGGAGCAAUGAGCCUUGCCAGGCUAUCAGCGUACGUCUUCGGAUACCUCGAUCGCCUGUCAUUGGUGACAAGUUCUCCUCUCGCCACGGGCAGAAGGGUGUUUGUUCGCAGAAGUGGCCGGCGAUCAAUAUGCCUUUCACUGAGAGUGGUAUGCAACCCGACGUUAUCAUUAACCCGCACGCCUUUCCUUCACGAAUGACGAUUGGUAUGUUCGUCGAAUCUUUGGCUGGCAAGAGUGGAGCUCUGCAUGGUCUGGCGCAGGACUCGACACCCUUCAAAUUCAAGGAUAAGGAAGGUGAGACGGCGGUGGAGUAUUUCGGACAUCAAUUACAGAGGGCAGGGUAUAACUAUCACGGCAACGAACCCAUGUAUUCUGGAAUCACAGGCGAGGAACUAGCGGCGGAUAUCUAUAUCGGUGUGGUGUACUACCAAAGACUACGGCAUAUGGUCAACGAUAAAUUCCAGGUCCGAACCACUGGUCCCGUCACGCCGCUGACUGGACAACCGAUCAAGGGUAGAGCGAAGGGUGGUGGUAUCCGUGUUGGUGAGAUGGAGAGGGAUGCGUUGCUAGCACACGGCACAGCGUUCUUACUGCAGGAUCGAUUACUCAAUUGUAGUGAUUACACCAAAGCAUGGGUGUGCAAGAAAUGCGGGUCCUUCUUGUCCACGCAGCCGAGUAAAAGCGGUGGAUAUGAACGGCAGGCUUCGGGCCGGUAUGGAGAGGGUGGACGGGUGAGGUGUCGACGGUGUUCGAGGAAGGCGGUUGUCAAUGAUGCGAAGGUGGAGUGUUGGGAGGAUGGGAAGGGGGAGAGGUGGUUUGGGGGCGAUGAAGUGGCGCUGGUGGCUGUUCCGGGGGUGUUGAAGUAUCUGGAUGUUGAGCUGGCUGCUAUGGGGAUUGGGUUGAAGUGGCAGGUUGAGCCUUGA
This is a messenger RNA of Recurvomyces mirabilis, 3669 nucleotides long. It is a transcript of the gene ACR2, whose product is annotated as DNA-directed RNA polymerase I subunit RPA2. Gene Ontology annotation, molecular function: DNA binding; ribonucleoside binding. The coding region runs from base 1 to 3669 and encodes 1222 amino acids. Gene Ontology annotation, cellular component: RNA polymerase I complex; nucleus. Gene Ontology annotation, biological process: DNA-templated transcription. NCBI's taxonomy places the organism in Eukaryota, Fungi, Ascomycota, Dothideomycetes, Mycosphaerellales, Teratosphaeriaceae. The record is from RefSeq and is a predicted model, not a curated record. The transcript has a single exon.